Cynara cardunculus var. scolymus (artichoke) is the source of this 835-nucleotide messenger RNA. Its product is annotated as heavy metal-associated isoprenylated plant protein 39. The transcript has 3 exons. The coding region runs from base 192 to 512 and encodes 106 amino acids. Gene Ontology annotation, molecular function: metal ion binding. NCBI's taxonomy places the organism in Eukaryota, Viridiplantae, Streptophyta, Magnoliopsida, Asterales, Asteraceae. The record is from RefSeq and is a predicted model, not a curated record.
AUAAGUACAACUAACAAUGCACAAGGUACAAGUCGUAAUCAAUCAGCAUGACUAGAUACGUUGUACGGCUGUAGUCACACCGCACGCAUACCAUCAAUAUAAAACACCAAAAAGAUGAUCAAUAACCAUUUCCUUUCUCUGUUUCUUUCUUUCACACUAAAUUCCCCCCACCUUCUUCUUCUUCUUCUUCCAUGGCUCAGAAGGUGAUACUCAAGGUUCUCACAAUGACUGAUGACAAAACCAAGCAAAAAGCCAUUGAAGCUGCUGCUGAUAUCUAUGGGGUGGAUUCGAUUGCGGCUGAUCUGAAAGAUCAGAAGCUGACGGUGAUUGGGGAGAUGGACACGGUGGCAGUCGUCAAGAAGCUCAAGAAAGUAGGCAAGGUGGACAUAAUAUCAGUUGGUCCAGCCAAAGAACCUGAGAAGAAAGAAGAAAAGAAAGAGGAGAAGAAAGAAGAGAAGAAAGAGGAGAAGAAAGAAGAGAAGAAAGAGGAGAAGAAAGAAGAGAAGAAAUGAACAACUAUUUUAGAUUCAUGAUUAUCAUAUAUUUACGUUCUAUAAAUCAAAUAAAUUCCUUCAAAAAAGAUGUUCUUUUUCAAAUCGGUGAAACGGGUGAGACUCGAAACGAAGCGAAUCGAGUCAUGGGCAGAUCUCCUGGCUGGGAUCAUGGUGGCAUCUGCAAUGGCAAAGAUGCCUUUUAGAUUCAAGAUUCUCAUUGAGAGAUGAUGAAACUCCAUAUGCACAUUACUUAGCUUCAUCUGCAAGCACUCAACUGUACCACCAAAUAAAAUCAUAUCUUGAAUUCUAUUUGAUUAUUAUUUAUUUGUUCUUUUUCCUCU